GUUUCGGCACCGCUAUAUAAACCCGGCCGUUAGAGUUGUUCUUUACAACGAGAACACUACUCUGAUCAACAUGAGCACUUUGAUUUGCAUCCUGUUUGCCCUGAUGGCGACCAUGUCUGCUGCUCCGGUGGACCCCACGACCCCGGUGGCCAUUUUGGCGUAUACAGCGGAAGGACCAAACCCUGACGGAUCUUAUGUCUUCAGCUACGAGACUGGAAACGGCAUCAAAGCUGAGGAACGCGGCCAACUGAAGCAGUUGAACGAAACUACCUCUGUGAUCGCUGUCCAAGGAUCGUACAGCUACUCGCUCGAAGAUGGAUCUCCCGUGGCUUUGAGCUACGUAGCCGAUGAAAAUGGCUUCCAGCCCAAGGGCGAACACCUCCCGACACCCCAUCCGAUCCCUGAAGGGAUUCUCAAGGCCCUCGAAUACAUUGCCGCUCAUCCUGAGCAAGACAAAACUCGCUGAUCAAGGAACAGAGACCGAUGAUAGAUCGUUGACGCGACGAUAAGUCCAAUUACACGCAAUUCCUCUCUACAGACUUACAAAUUAGAACUUGUAUGUUAGUAUAAAUUAUUCUAAAU
This is a messenger RNA of Colletes gigas, 582 nucleotides long. RefSeq names its product larval cuticle protein LCP-17-like (gene CPR21). The coding region runs from base 71 to 466 and encodes 131 amino acids. The record is from RefSeq and is a predicted model, not a curated record. Lineage: Eukaryota; Metazoa; Arthropoda; Insecta; Hymenoptera; Colletidae. Gene Ontology annotation, cellular component: chitin-based extracellular matrix. Gene Ontology annotation, molecular function: structural constituent of chitin-based larval cuticle. The transcript is spliced from 2 exons.